Cercospora beticola is the source of this 1131-nucleotide messenger RNA. RefSeq lists its product as uncharacterized. Lineage: Eukaryota; Fungi; Ascomycota; Dothideomycetes; Mycosphaerellales; Mycosphaerellaceae. The record is from RefSeq and is a predicted model, not a curated record.
AUGGGAAGUUAUCAUUAUGUUAAUUUCGCCUCGGUCACGGCUAUUGGCAUCAUCUUUCCCGUGCUUGGUCUCAUCGCUCUUGGGAUACGAAUCUAUGGGCGAGUCAAGUAUACGAGAUCGUUAGACAUUGAUGAUGUUCUCAUCGUCCCAGCUGCGAUCCUUAUGGUCGCCGCAGGAGUGGGCAUGGUCAUCGCUGCGCAGAUGGGAUUCGUCGGAGGCCAUGCGCCAUACAGGACAUUCGAAGAACUCAUGUUCGGGAAGCCAGAGCGUCAGCUUAUGCUCGAAAAGCUCGAAUACGCAUACUGGAUUGGCCAUGUCCUCGUCAUCGGCUUCACCAAGUUGACCUUCCUCUUCUUUUCCCGAAGAAUAUUCCGAGGACGUGGAGCUCAAACGAAAUUUGACUACGUGAACUGGCUCAUGAUUGGAGUAGUGACAGUGUGGAUGGUGGCAUAUGUAUUCCUGGAAAUUUUCAUGUGUGGCUUGAACUUCUGGGCUGCCUGGGACACAGUCUACGCGCUGAGGACCUACUGCAUGGAUACCUUUGCGUUGUUGACAUCCUGCGCGAUCACGAACUGGGUCAUCGACUUGGCGAUCUUCGCCAUUCCUCUUGUUAUGAUCAACAGCCUGCAAAUGACAGCAAGACGGAAGGUCCAGGCCUCACUUGUCUUUGCCCUCGGUCUCUUUACGGUAAUCGCUGGAUUGCUGCGCAUGAUCAUCGUCUGUCAAGUCGUCGAAAAUGGCCUCAUGAGCCCAACGAUAACUCUGCUCGGCACAACCUUCGAAACCACCGACAAUGAAGGUACAAUAUCCCUCAUACUGUUCUGGACGUACGUCGAAAUCGGAGUUGGUUUCCUCGUGGUAUGCCUGGUCGCAUGCGGGAGGGUGUUCGACGAAGCGUCCGCACCGGUUCUUCGAAAGCUCAAAUCGAUGGUAUCAGCGGCGACCAGCGUGGCGUCAAGGGCGUCGAGCAGGUCCUCGUUGUUUUCAGAAAAUUCUAAAGACGAGAAGGAUGAUCACAGAAUUAGUGUUUCGACAAAGGUUGAAGUGGUGUCAAAGGAUGAAGAGAAAGGUAUGCCAGCAGUCCCUGAAUGGUUGCAAGCUAGCCGGAGAGGGACAUUAGACCUAGAUUAG